Molecule: messenger RNA, 1647 nt
Organism: Morus notabilis
Lineage: Eukaryota; Viridiplantae; Streptophyta; Magnoliopsida; Rosales; Moraceae
Product: cytochrome P450 704C1
Exons: 7
Coding region: 1-1647 (548 amino acids)
Molecular function (GO): oxidoreductase activity, acting on paired donors, with incorporation or reduction of molecular oxygen; monooxygenase activity; iron ion binding
Source: RefSeq, a predicted model, not a curated record
AUGUCGCCGGUGUACAUCGAAAUUGAAUAUUAUAAGUCUCUCAACUUAUAUCACAGAAUUUUGAAAAUGGGUGCUCUGCUUUUAGCAUUUUCCAUGUCCUUCAUCUUUUUAGGGCUGUUUACUGCAACCCCUUUUGUUCUAGCCCUUCUUGGGGUCUUAGUUUUUCUCACUGUGGCCAUUUUAGCUACGUUCUUGUAUGCGUAUAUAAGAGAAUCACUGUCAACAGAAAGACGUCCACCAAUAGCUGGUUUGGUGUUAAAUCAUCUGGUACACUUCAAUAAGCUCUUCGAUUACCAAACGGCUGUUGCUCGGAAACACAGGACAUACCGCAUGCUUACGCCAUCACGUAGUGACAUCUAUACAGUUGAUCCUACUAACAUCGAGCAUAUACUUAAAACCAACUUCCUCAACUAUGGAAAGGGGGACUAUAAUUUGGCUAUAAUGAGAGAUCUAUUUGGUGAUGGGAUUUUCGCGGUGGAUGGAGAGAAAUGGCGGCACCAAAGGAAGCUUGCUAGUUAUGAAUUUUCAACACGAGUUCUAAGAGAUUUCAGUACCAAUGUCUUCAGGGUGAAUGCUGCAAAAUUGGUUUCAAAGAUUUCGGUAUCUGCAGUAGCCGGAGAAGUAAUAGAUUUACAGGAUAUGUUGAUGAAGUCAGCUCUAGACUCAAUAUUCAAGGUCGCAUUUGGAGUCGAUCUGAAUAAUUUAAAUGGCAUAGAUGAUUUUGGAAAACGAUUCACCAAGGCGUUUGACGAUUCCAAUGUUAUUGUGUUCUGGCGCUAUGUUGAUUUUUCAUGGAAAAUUAAAAGAUUUCUCAACAUUGGCUUGGAAGCCUCUCUUAAGCAAAACCUCAAGAUCAUUGACGGCUUCAUAUUCGAGUUGAUCAGACGCAAGAGAGAGCAGAUGAGAAACGGAAAGCUUGAUAGUGGAAAAGAGGACAUAUUGUCAAGGUUUUUGAUGGAGAGCACAAAGGAUCCAGAAAACAUGACCGAUCAAUACUUGAGAGAUAUAAUUCUCAACUUCAUAAUUGCUGGCAAGGACAGUUCUGCAAACACUCUCACUUGGUUCUCUUACUUGGUCUGUAAGCACCCUCUGGUUCAAGAAAGGAUUGCACAGGAAGUAAGAGAAGCAGCUGAAGCUCAUGAAGAUAGCAUAUCUCCUGAAGAAUUUUCCGAGUUGAUAACCGAAGAAGCACUGAACAAGAUGCAGUAUCUUCAUGCUGCUAUAACCGAGACUCUCCGGCUAUAUCCAGCUGUUCCUCUGGACGGGAAGGCUCCAGUAGAGGAUGAUAUUCUCCCUGACGGCUAUAAAGUCAAAAAAGGAGAUGAGAUAACCUAUAUGGCCUAUGCCAUGGGAAGAAUGACUAACAUAUGGGGAGAUGAUGCUGAGGAAUUUCGACCUGAACGGUGGCUUGAUGAUGAUGGUGUUUUCAGAUCAGAAAGCCCUUUUAAGUUCACUGCUUUUCAUGCCGGACCUCGGAUUUGCUUAGGGAAGGAAUUUGCUUAUAGGCAAAUGAAAAUCUUGGCAGCUCUACUACUCAAAUUCUUCAAGUUCAAACGUGUAGAUGAGAGAAAGGAAGCCAAAUAUCGCACCAUGUUCACUCUUCAAAUGGAUGAAGGGCUUCAUUUAUAUGCAUUUCCUAGGCUGUGA